Mirounga angustirostris (Northern elephant seal) is the source of this 2371-nucleotide messenger RNA. It is a transcript of the gene CCN5, whose product is annotated as cellular communication network factor 5. Gene Ontology annotation, molecular function: heparin binding; integrin binding. Lineage: Eukaryota; Metazoa; Chordata; Mammalia; Carnivora; Phocidae. The transcript has 6 exons. The coding region runs from base 810 to 1562 and encodes 250 amino acids. The record is from RefSeq and is a predicted model, not a curated record. Gene Ontology annotation, biological process: signal transduction; cell adhesion. Gene Ontology annotation, cellular component: extracellular matrix; extracellular region.
GCAGGGGUGGGGGGAAGGGUGGCGGCGGCAACACUUCCACUCAUCUCUUGUCGCCUCCCUGGCCCGCGCUGGCCCGUGACUUCUUCACCACCCCCCCGGGAGCCCACGGCAGCCUCACCUCCCGGCUGUCGGUGGAGGCUGUCCCCUCCGAGGCUGCCCUGGGCAGUGUGUCUCUGGCCAGUUCCCCCCCUCCCGAAAUGCUCCUGUCUUCCUUCUUGCCUCAGACGGAGGAGCGGUUCCAAGAGAAACUGAUCAAUGGUGAUAGAGGUCAGAAGAAGAGAGAGAGAGAGCGCACAGGGGAGGGGCAGAGGAGAGAGAAGCUCGAGCAGACUCCGUGCGGGGCCCGAUCUCACAACCCCGAGAUCAUGAUGUGAGCUGAAAUCAAGAGUCAGACGCCUAACCGACUGAGCCACCCAGGUGCCCCCUAAUUUCUUACCCUUUAGGAAACCUGUCCUACGUGAAAGAGAACUUGGAGAUCUCUAGGAAGACAGCUGCCCAGCGCACACAGACUCAGGAGCACGCAUUCACUGGGAGCAGAAGCUCCUGACAGUUCAGAAUCUUGCUCAGCCCUGUCUCCAAUCCUGGGGGUGCAGUUCUGCACCCCGACAGUAGAUUCAAAGCAACAAGGUCACAGAGUGAUGGUGAAGACGAAGAUAUAGGUAUUUCAAUUCUCUCGUUCUAUGUGAGUCCUUGGAGUUUGGGCUUGUGCUUAAAAUUGAAAACAGUCAGUGUGACCAUGAAGGGGGCGGCUGUUUUUAUUUGGUCCUGCCUCCCAGGCUCAAAGCUGGCUCCGUGGAGGACACAGGGACAUGAGAGACGUGCCACAGACCCACCUUCUGGCCUUCUCCCUCCUCUGCCUCCUCUCAAAGGUGUGUGCCCAGCUGUGCCCGACGCCGUGUGCCUGCCCCUGGCCACCACCCCGAUGCCCACUGGGGGUGCCCCUGGUGUUGGACGGCUGCAGCUGCUGUCAGGUGUGCGCACGGCAGCUGGGGGAGCCCUGCGACCAUCUCCACGUCUGCGACCCCAGCCAGGGCCUGGUCUGCCAGCCCAGGGCGGGCCCUGGUGGCCGAGGGGCCGUGUGCCUCUGGGGAGAGGAUGAUGGGAGCUGCAAGGUGAACGGCCGCCUGUACCGGGAUGGGGAGACCUUCCAGCCCCACUGCAGGAUUCUCUGCCACUGUCAGGACGGCGGCUUCACCUGUGUGCCCCUGUGCACUGAGGACGUUCGGCUGCCCAGCUGGGACUGCCCGCACCCCAGGAGGGUUGAGGUCCCUGGCAAGUGCUGCCCUGAGUGGCUGUGCGACCAGCGAGGGGAGCUGGGGGUCCAGCCCCUCCCAGCCCAAGGACCCCGGUUUUCUGGCCUUGUCGCUCCCCCACCCCCUGGUGCCCCUUGCCCAGAGUGGAGCACGGCCUGGGGCCCCUGCUCAACCACCUGUGGGCUGGGCGUGGCCACUCGGGUGUCCAACCAGAACCGCCUCUGCCGACUGGAGACCCAGCGCCGCCUGUGCCUGCCUGGGCCCUGUCCACCUGCCAGGGGCCGCGGCCCAUGGAACAGUGCCUUUUAGAGCAGGCCUGGGAAUCUGGAGGUUCCGUGCCCGCCCUCCCCAGCAGGCAAGCCAGUGCUUGGGCCCUGAGCAGAAGGCAGAUGGCCCCUCCCCGCCCCCUUGGCUGGGGCAACGACAUCCAGGCCCCGGAGGACAAGAAUGUUCACAAGUCAUCUGGUCCACCUGGACCCUGAGAUAGAGCCGGGAUGUCUGCCCCAGUCCCCCUUCCUCUACCUCACAGCCUAGGCUGGCCAAGGUUUCCAGAGUCUUCUGGUCCAUUCCCAGCCUCCACACAGCCUUUAUCAAACAUGUGCAUAGGCAAGCUUUCCAGCAGAUAGGGCAACCAGCUGUCCCUUAAUCAUUAGGUCGAGGCAGGUGCUGGGCUGGACUGGCUAUUUUUCCAGGGGUGUGGUGAAAAGGGGCACGCAGAUAUUCUGAAUUUCCUGCUUCCUUUCCUGGAGUGACAUAAAAACGUCCCCAAAUACAUGCCUGUGCAAGAGCUUGUAGGUCCGGCUUAUGCUGUCUGAGAAAGCCUGCCCCAUCCAGGGCAGAAUUCAGAGGCUGUGUGCUUUGUGAAAAUCACAAGGUGAAAUCACACUGUCUUGAAGAAAGUCAGAAAGCAGGCCUGAGAGUGAUCCCUUAAACCUAACUUGUAUUAUUAAGAAUGAACCUUUCUCAGGCACCUGCAAUGUGCCAGGCGCUGAGCUAGACUCUUUAUAUAUAGGUUGGUGCUUUGCAACAUUUAAGACCAGAGAAAAGUAGGGGAGAAUGAAGGAUAGCCCCUGGGGACUGGGGAACAUGGCCUGAAAUAAAUCAACCCAAGCGUGAAA